GUAAACACGGCUUUUAUUUUGAAAGGUUUUUAGAUGUUUACGAAACUUGUUGGAGCGGAAGCGGAAGCGUCUGUUUGGCGGGAACAGAUGAAGAUGGACGCGCGCAGAGUGAAGCUGAAAGUGAGCGCAGGAUUUAAAAUGCGCGGAUUAAUCCUGCGACCGGAGUCCAGCCGCUUCCUGCUGCGGGUUCUAGAGUCCGUCUCUGAAGCGGAUCUGGAGGAGGUUCUGGAGCGGAUCCUAGAUGCUGUCGAGAAACAACCGCUGGGGUCCAGUAUGGUGGAGCUGUCGCUGCUGGAGGCUGCGGUUCAGGAUUGCAGUCAGGCGUGUGAUGAAACCAUAGACAAUGUGUUCAACAUCAUUGGAGCCUUUGAUGUGCCUCGAUUCAUCUUCAGCACAGAAAGAAAGAAAUUUGUCCCCAUCAGCAUGACCAAUCACCCGGUCCCUAAACUCUGCGGUCAGUCCAGAGAUAAAGCUGAGCUCUUCAGAGAGCGAUACACCAUCUUACAACAGCGAACUCACAGACAUGAACUCUUCACUCCUCCUGUUAUCGGUUCAGCUCCAGAUGAAGGAAGGAACAAAUUCCAGCUGAAGACGGUGGAGGCUCUUCUGGGCAGCACAGCUAAAGUCGGAGAAGUGAUUGUUCUGGGCAUGAUCACGCAGCUCAAAGAGGGCAAGUUCUACCUCGAGGACCCCAGCGGCGCAGUGCAGCUCAACAUGUCAAAGGCACAGUUUCACAGCGGUCUUUACACCGAGUCCUGCUUCGUUCUGGCUGAAGGAUGGUACGAGGAUGCAGUGUUUCACGUCAACGCGUUUGGUUUCCCGCCCACAGAACCCUCUUCCUUCACCAGGGCUUACUAUGGCAAUAUAAACUUCUUCGGCGGGCCGUCCAGCACAGCGGUCAAAGCAUCGGCCAAACUGAAGCAGCUGGAGGAGGAGAACGAGGACGCCAUGUUUGUGAUGGUGUCAGACGUGUGGCUGGACCGUGUGGAGGUUCUGGAGAAGAUCCAAGCCAUGUUCUCAGGUUACUCUGCGAUGCCUCCCACCUGCUUCAUCUUCUGUGGGAACUUCUCCUCAGCUCCGUACGGCACACACCAGCUCCGAACACUCAGAGAGUCUUUCAAGGCACUUGCUGAUCUCAUUUGUGAGUAUCCCAGCAUUCACAGCAGCAGUCGUUUUGUGUUUGUUCCUGGACCAGAAGACCCCGGGCCCGGCACGGUCUUACCCAGACCUCCACUGGCUGAACACAUCACGGAGGAGUUUAGACAACGUGUGCCCUUCUCCGUCUUCACCACCAACCCCUGCAGGGUUCAGUACUGCAGUCAGGAGAUGGUGGUGAUUCGAGAAGAUCUGGUCAAUAAGAUGUGCAGAAACUGUGUUCGGCUCCGA
Messenger RNA from Carassius auratus (goldfish), 1386 nucleotides. RefSeq names its product DNA polymerase epsilon subunit 2-like. Gene Ontology annotation, biological process: error-prone translesion synthesis; DNA-templated DNA replication. Gene Ontology annotation, cellular component: epsilon DNA polymerase complex. The annotation marks the transcript as partial. Lineage: Eukaryota; Metazoa; Chordata; Actinopteri; Cypriniformes; Cyprinidae. Gene Ontology annotation, molecular function: DNA binding. The transcript has 16 exons. The record is from RefSeq and is a predicted model, not a curated record.